UCUCUCUCCAAAAUAAUCCCCAAGCUAAUCACUAUGAGGAUGAGCUGUAACGGCUGCAGGGUCCUGCGAAAGGGGUAUAGCCAAAACUGCAUCAUUAGACCCUGUCUUCAAUGGAUCAAGUCCCCUGAUUCUCAAGCCAAUGCUACUCUCUUCCUGGCCAAGUUUUAUGGCCUUGCUGGCCUCCUCAAUCUCAUCGAAGCCGGCCCUGAAAACCUACGCCCUGCCAUUUUUAUGUCACUUUUAUAUGAGGCUUGCGGGCGUGUUGUAAACCCUGUUUAUGGGUCAGUUGGCAUGCUGUGGUCCAGGAACUGGGUUGAGUGCCAAGCAGCGGUUGAUGCAGUGCUCAAAGGCUCGCAGAUAACCGAAACUUCUUCUUCUGAAUCACUUACGCAGCAAUCGAUUUCCCCUCUUAAAACAUACGACAUCCGCCACGUUUUCAAGGAUCCCAACACAACUGACAUCGACAAGGUCAAGAGCCGCAAUAGUUUCAAGCGAUCCGCGACCAAGUCCAAGCGACAUGUUGACAGCAAAGAAGAUGAGAGCAUGUUCUCUGUGGAGACUCAGGAGGGUUCGCUGGUGACCCAGACCAAAAAGGGCCCUCUUUUGAAGCUUGGAAACCAAACCGUGGAGAUUGCUGAUAUUAGGUUAGAAUUGACUCUCGGUUUAGCUCCUGCAACAAUGCAAUUGCCUCGCCUCUGAGGAUGAAAUUAACCCAUCAUCAAGUGGCGGGAAUUAACUGCAGUUGGGCACAAACUAAUCCACCUCUGUGCUUCAUUCAUCACAAAUAGAAGCAAUUUUGGCGGCUAUAAAUAUAUCAUCUCUAAUUUCGACUCACCAUGCAAUACUAUGUUAAAUUUAUUAACUUUGUUUCUUUCUUGUUUGGUGAAAAAGAAUGUUCCUGGUUUUCUGUGUGUAUAUAUAUAUAUUUAUCUUUCUGUAAAAUUAGUACCCAUCUAGUUCAUAGAAAUUCUAUUUUAUGAUUACUUAACCAUUUGCGUAUCAAAUUUCACAAUUGCACUACUUUUUAUUUUCGCGAGU
Gossypium arboreum is the source of this 1038-nucleotide messenger RNA. Its product is annotated as LOB domain-containing protein 42-like. The record is from RefSeq and is a predicted model, not a curated record. Gene Ontology annotation, biological process: regulation of gene expression. Bases 34 to 699 code for a protein of 221 amino acids. Lineage: Eukaryota; Viridiplantae; Streptophyta; Magnoliopsida; Malvales; Malvaceae. The transcript is spliced from 2 exons.